Molecule: messenger RNA, 1208 nt
Organism: Brachypodium distachyon (stiff brome)
Lineage: Eukaryota; Viridiplantae; Streptophyta; Magnoliopsida; Poales; Poaceae
Exons: 3
Coding region: 256-1047 (263 amino acids)
Cellular component (GO): plasma membrane
Source: RefSeq, a predicted model, not a curated record
CCAUCUUCUCUAUGAAGAAGCUCAAAUUCACACAAACUUUUCAAGAAAGGAAUAAAGGCAACUCAAGUAUUGCACGAGGCUUGCAACCAAGGAGAAGCCCGCCGGCUUUUCCUUUCCUUCCCGCUUUGUACAAAACAACAACAUAUAUAUUCAUCCAUAUAUCUUAGUCUGUGGCUCUUAUUCGCGCCUUAUCGAUGCCUCCUCUCGCGCGCUAGCGAUCCAAUUGUUUGAACGCAUGCAUCCAAGGAUCCUGUCAUGAUCAUCAGCAGCAGCGGCGGCGGCGGCGGCGGCGGCGGGAGGAGAGGAGCCUACAGCUGCAAGGAGAGCUGCCAUGACGGCCACUGCCUACCUCCUCCUCACUCUGCCAAAUGCCUCUGCCUCUACCUCUUCCUCUCGCUGACCCUCUUCGUCGUCGUGGCGUCCGUGCUGAUCACCGUCUUCGCCACGAGGCUAAAGAAGCCGACCUUCAACCUGCAAUCCAUCCAGAUGGACAGAUCCUUCAGCAUCCGGUCUUCGUCAUCGAACUAUAGCGGCGACGGCAACGAGACUUCGUCAUGCUCGGUGGCGUCGCUGCUGUUCGCGGCGCAGAACCCCAACGGGAUCGGGAUAAGGUACAGCGCAGUGGACCUCGGCGUGGCCUACGCCAACGAGUCCGUGGGCGCCAUGGACGUGCCGACCUUCUACCAGCCGCCGCGGAGCAGCAACGUCACGGUGCUCAUGCACGCCCUUUUCGAGGAGUCCAACGUCAGCCGGCUCGUCGUCAGCGAGCUCUCGGCGCAGCGGAUGCGCGUCGAGAUCAGGAUCGCCGGGAGCAUCGACGCCACCACGCACUUCAUGAACUUCCAGCUGCCAAAACUUCAGUUUACGCUCGAUUGCACGAUAGCAACUAACUACACCGAUUUAGUGCUCCGGGAAGGGAUCGAUUCUGUGACUACACGCAAGGCUCUUCAAGUAUCUACGAUGCCUCCUAUCUCACAGAAGUGUUCUAUAAAGCUUCACAUGAGGUCAAGGGCGAAGAGGACAAGGCUUACAGAUUUAGGAUGCUGACCAAACUCUGACAGUUUCUUUUACCGUUGCAUAGUUUAGCUACUUUCCACUUAGAAAUGUUCUUUACUCCAUCCUUUCACGUUGUGUGAUGUAAAUACAUGACAGUAUGUCUUGUAUAUGAAGUAAUUUACAAAUUGAUGACUAAAGCAUCUCUUAAUUAA